Molecule: messenger RNA, 1861 nt
Organism: Westerdykella ornata
Lineage: Eukaryota; Fungi; Ascomycota; Dothideomycetes; Pleosporales; Sporormiaceae
Product: DNA primase, large subunit
Exons: 3
Coding region: 107-1630 (507 amino acids)
Biological process (GO): DNA replication, synthesis of primer
Cellular component (GO): alpha DNA polymerase:primase complex
Source: RefSeq, a predicted model, not a curated record
UGCAUGGCAUCACACCUCAUGUUGCCAGCAGCAUAUCGAAACCCAAUAACGCCUGAGAGAAAAUCCGUUUCGCAAGGAUCCGACCGUCGCGACUCACCUCCUCGCCAUGAGCGUCGCAUAUUCUCGCGUGGACCCCAAACGGCGUGCCCACAUCGACCCCAAGAAGCGGCAAUUCGCAAAAGCAGAGUUCGCGCAGCAACAUUAUGACCAUCGGCUCAACUUCUACGAGAUACCGCCUACGGCGGAGAUUACGCUGGAGGAGUUUGAGACGUGGGCGAUUAAUCGGCUGAAGGUCCUCUCCGAACUCGAAUCGUGCAGCUUCCGCAACCGCUCGCCAGACGAAACGGCAGAAUACAUGAAGCCCAUCCUGGCCAAAUACCUGCCGCUCCAGCCCAACUCGACCAGCAGCCAGCAGCUACAAGAGGAGCGGAAAAAGGACCACUACAGCCACUUCAUCCUGCGUCUUGCGUUUUCGUCGAUCGAGGACUUGCGCCGGCGAUUCUCACGGCUCGAGACCAUGUUGUUUAAGCUGAGGUACAGGGACGACGAUCCCAGGGAGCGGAGGGCGUUUGUUCAGAGUUUGAAACUGGAUUGGGAGGAAGUGGGGGAGGCGGAGAAGCGGGAGUUGAAAGAGCAGUUACUUGCGGCGGCGGGGUUGAAGAAGGUGCCGACGGCGGAGGAGAUGGAGUGGUUCAAGGUGGACUGGGAGCGGGUGCCGGAUCUGGUGGAGCAGCGGCGCGUGUUUGUGAAGAGGGGGGUGGCGUAUGUGCCGCAGAGGGAGCAGAUGAGUCUGGUGUUGGCGGAGUUUACGAAGCGGUUGGAUGCGGCGCUGGAGCUCACAUCCCGCGCGCUCCCCCGCCUCGACGAAGACGACCGCCUCUCCCCCAUCCUCGCCCACCUCUCCCAAUCCUUCACGACACCAGAAGCCUCGUACUCGGAAUCCUCCUCGCUCAACGGCCUCUCCGCCCUCACCGCCGCCUCCAUCGACAGCCUCCAACCCUCGUUCCCCCUCUGCAUGUCGCACCUGCACAGCACGCUCCGCCGGGACUCGCACCUCAAACACUUUGGCCGCCUGCAAUACACGCUCUUCCUCAAGGGCAUCGGGCUCAGCCUCGAAGAAUGCAUCCUCUUCUGGCGCCGCUCCUUCAAGCUCAUCACCGACGACAAAUUCGCAAAGGAAUACCGGUACAACAUCCGCCACGCGUACGGCGACGUGGGCGGCGACGCCAACCGCCGCGGGAGAGGCUACACCCCUUACUCGUGCCAGAAACUGCUCACGGAGCCGCUUCCCGGUCCGGGACAGGCGCACGGCUGCCCCUACCGGACGUUCGCGCCGGAUAACUUGAUUGCGGUGCUGCAGCGCGAGGGCGUCACGGAUCGCGAGACGCUGAAGAGUGUGAGGGAGGAUGUGGGUAAGCAGCGGUUCCAUGUAGCGUGCAACCGGGUGUUUGAGUGGAGCCACCGGCGGGAGAUCAAGAAGGUGCGCGAGGCCGGGACGUGGUCGGCGGCGGAUCUGGAUACCAUUGUGCAUCCGAAUACGUAUUUUAAAAGGAGUUGGCUGUUGAGGCAUUUGGGGGAGGGGAAUGCGGGGGUGGUGCAGCACCAGGAGGGGGAGAGAAUGGAGGAGUAGGGGGGAAUGGGGACUAGGUGGGUGUGAUGUGUUAUGUUUUUUUCUAAUUCUGGUUUUGAUGGGGUUUGGGAUGGAGGGAUGAUGUUCUGAGGAAUUGGAUCACGGCGUGGGAGUUUGGCGUUUGCGGGGAUACAUCAAGGUUUUGGAUUGCAUGCAAGAGUCAAAGUUCAAUUUCUCCAAAGCAAAGAACGUCCACCCAUUUUCCCCAAUCAAAUCAAAGAAACAAUUCCC